GCGCUCGGCAGGAUGGGUAUGUGUUGUGGGCUUCGUACCACCAGGAAGCUGCACAGUCACCACCGGGAUCAGAAGUGGCAUGACAAGCACUAUAAGAAGGCUCACCUGGGCACUGUUCUGAAGGCCAGCCCCUUUGGGGGAGCUUCCCAUGCCAAAGGAAUAGUCCGGGGAAAAGUUGGUGUAGAGGCUAAGCAGCCAAAUUCUGCCACCAGGAAGUGUGUCUGCCACCCGCUCAUCAAGAACGGCAUGAAAAUAACAGCUUCUGUUCCUAAUGAUGGUUGUUUGUACUUCAUUGAGGAGAACGAUGAGGUUCUGGUAGCUGGCUUUGGUCGAAAGGGUCAUGCAGUUGGUGACAUUCCUGGAGUUCGUUUCAAGGUCAUCAAAGUAGCAAAUGUUUCUCUGCUAGCCUGUUAG
Messenger RNA from Euleptes europaea (tarantolino), 414 nucleotides. RefSeq names its product 40S ribosomal protein S23-like. Gene Ontology annotation, cellular component: ribosome; cytosolic small ribosomal subunit. Lineage: Eukaryota; Metazoa; Chordata; Lepidosauria; Squamata; Sphaerodactylidae. Gene Ontology annotation, biological process: translation. Gene Ontology annotation, molecular function: structural constituent of ribosome. Bases 13 to 414 code for a protein of 133 amino acids. The transcript has a single exon. The record is from RefSeq and is a predicted model, not a curated record.